AUGCCCCUGAGUAGCAGGUGAUGUAUCUCAAAUCCCUGCCUGUUUUCAAAUACAGGAGCACCUGUACUUCCUUCACCACAUCUGUCGACUUCUCUUACAUCUCCAUUUUCUUCCUCUGUCAGCAGUUGGCAACUAGAUGAGUGGGAGAUGAAUUGCAUUCACCUCCCUCCCUCGUUGUUUUAUGAUGCCAGUUAGAUGGAAUAGCUCCAGCAGCCACACUCGAUAAGCUAAAGGCCUCUAACGUCUGCAGUUCAUUGAACCCAUAUGGAUAAGAACAGCUGGAAAGAUAGGUUUCCUACCUGAGGCCAAUGUUUGUGUUGCCAACCGCGACUCCAGUGAGCUGACCCUUGUAUAAUUCAUUGCAGUUGAGGAAAUGUUGCUCACUCUGUUCUGUUUUGUGAUGGAUGGCAUUACUUAAAACUGAUUGUCUUUUAAAGCAGUGGUGACUUUUCACGGCUGACGGAUGUGAACAGGCGGGUUAGACAAUAAAUAUUUCCAUGUUCCAAAGAAAGAGCUGCCAUUUCCCACUGGAUUGUUGAGUUGUGGCGGACACAGGGCUGGAACAGAUGACAAAGGCUUUGAUUUUAAAUGAGUCACACCUCUGUGUGGAUUUUGACUUGCUACAUCAUGGUCUUCUUCAUCACUCCUGAUUAUUUGUUUUAUUUACAUCCCACCCUCCCUCCACAAUGGAACUGACAAUGGCACACUGUGCCCACCCCCUGCUUCUCAGAGGGUCUUCCGUCCAGGUACCAACCAGACUCAGAUCUAUUUGAGCUGGACCAGGGGAGGCGAACCUGUGGCCCUCCAGGUGUUGCUGGACCACUACUCCAAUCACCCCAGCCACUGGCCAUAUGACCAUCCCAAACCCACCAUCUAAUGGGAUCUGGAGCCCAUAGAUUCCUCAUUCCUAAUGCAGACCUUGCCCUUGGAUAACCCCUGAAAAUAUGGGUUGUUAUGAAACUAGAAGUGACAUGGGGACUGGAGCAUCUUCUCUGAUGUCAAGGCAGGCAAAACGAAAGUCUUAGUUACCCAUUUUUUAGCUAAACUAUGGAAUAUACUAUCACAGUAUAUUGUGAUUGAUACCAUAUCGGGCAGUUUUAAAAUGGGGAUUGACCAACUCAUGUAGAAUAAGGCUAUCAGUGGGUCGUGGCAGACCUAAUGACUGUGCACUAUCUCUAGUAUCAUAGGUAGUAUGUAUCAGGGCUCAUUCACACUUCUGUUUCGUCUGUGACUUCCAGGCAUGGGUCCAAGAGGUUCUUCUUUAGUCCCAUUGCUUUCCCUGGGAAAACCAGCUGUUUACUCUUGAUUCGGAAAAAAACAAGUGUUUUUCUCAGGUUGUUGUUUGUGGAUUUCCCUGUAGAAAAUGCUGGGACAAAUUAAAAACCUCUUGGACCCAUGCCUAAAAGUCAUAGACUAAAUGGAAGAAAUUGUGGGACAAUGGGAAAUGUGGACGAUCAGUUUUGGGGGAACAGGUGGGGAGAGGAGCAGUAAUGCCUUGGUUGUGGGCUUUUUGUAGGCAUCUGCUUGGUCACUGUGAGAACAGGAUGCUGGACUGGAUGGACCUUUGAAGCCAGCUCUUCUUACGCUCCCAUGGACUAUAGCAUCUCCCAUGAGUGAUUUAGGACUUAUGCCAAGUCUGGCCAUUGGUCCAUCUGGUUUAGGGUUGCACCUGGAUGCCAGUUGCUGGAGAUCAUGAAUUGGAAGAGCACCGUUGUACUCAGGUCCUGCUUGCAAGCUUCUGAUAGGCAUCUGGUUGAUUACUAUGAGAGCAGGAUGCUGGACAAGAAGGGCCUUUGUCCUGAUCCAGCUGUGCUCUUCUGAUGUUCUCUGGUUCUACAGAGGAAGGCAACAAGUCUAGGGCCUUUAUUCAAGGGGGAGAAACCGAACAGAGCUAGACUGAAGAGAAAGAACAUACAGAAGCUGAUGGAUUGGUUGACUACUAUAAUUUCUAUUCCGCUGAGCUAUGCCUCUACUUCACAGGAGGCAUGUGGCCUGGUGACAAGGUCUGUUGAAUACAUGUAGGUGAAGUCAGCACCAGUGGACACAAUCCCAACCCCUUCUACACAUCAGGCUGCUUAAAGCAAAGCCUCCUUUUGCUCAGCCAAUGGCAGGGACUUCCCUAUAUGCUAAUGCACCCAAUCUGAGUGCAGAUUUUGGCAGUUUCCUGGGUGAAUAUUUAGGGUUUUUGCACUGACUAAGCUCCAUAAAGCAGCAGAAAGCCAGCAAUAAUCCAAGGAAAUGAGGGAUACAGGGUAGGCAUUGAUUUUGUGUCACAAUAAGGUAGGUAGAAAGAUCUCAGUGCCGAAUAAUGUUCCCAGGGCACUUUCCCUCCACGACCAGCUGAAGCGGAAGAGCACGAUAUAUUUAAUGAUCUGUACAACACGGCCUCCUCAAGGUCAAUCAUACAUACUUAACCUUUAGGCUUUCCACAUUGUCUUGCUUGUCCAGCUGGUUUAUGGAGUGCAUGUUAACUUGAUUGGGGAUUUAAGGCAGUGAUGGUGAUCUCUGAGACAUUUUCUGUUGCUGUUGAGCAGAAAUUUUGGAGAAAUCCAAUGUAGGCUUCUCCAAAACCACUUGCAGUAACAAUUAUUAAAAUUGAAUUGACACUAUUCACAGCUUUUUUUGGAAAACAUUUUUUGUGGGGGGGGGAGUUGAAAAAAUAUCCUUCCUUCCUUCCUUCCUUCCUUCCUUCCUUCCUUCCUUCCUUCCUUCCUUUUCAAUCACUCCCAGUUGAUCUCACUUAGCAUCCAUGACAGCAUAUUGUAGCUAAAUGUAAUAUUCUGCCUAGCAUUGUGACAUCAUUCUAAUUGCAGCAUAACCUCUGUUUGGGCAGAAUCAUAGGAAGAGGGAUGUAGAAGCACCAGCACCAGAGAGCAGCAUCACUGGAGAACCAGCUGUCUGAGGUGGGCAGGAAUCAUUCCACACCAUCUUCUAAGAGUGAGUAUUCACACAACCUAAGUGCUUAUCUGGGGGUGGGGGUGGGGAAUUGCUCUCACCAAAAUUGCUAGUUUCUACCCAACAAUCAAAACUGGAAAAUAUUCACUAUAGCUCUAAUGUUUCUUACUUUUUAAAGAACUGGCCUAGUUUGAGAAAUUUGUGGGGAGGGGGGUGUUAAUGGAAUAAGAAAAAAGUUGUUCAUUUUUAAUCUCUCUGGUUAAGUUAGAAUCUUAUUGUGAAUGUGAAUAAUACUUUUAUGGGUUCACCCAAAAUAGUGGAAGCCUUCACAGAAGUGGCUUGCUGCAUUCUUUCCCCCUCCCCAAAUAGAGAACUUCACAUUCAUCUCUUCUGAGUUUCACUUAAUUGGGUUCAGGGCAGUAUCCCACUCUAUCAAGGUCGUUUUAGAUUUUGUUCCUGUCUUCUGAAGUGCUAAUUCUCCCUCCUAGUUUUGCGUCAUUGGCAUAUUCCUCCUGAUUCUUCAGAAUGUUGAAGAGUACCAGGCAAACUACCCACCUAUCCCAGAUGGCACAAACCAAAGACCCAUCUAGUUCAGCAUCCUGUGACAUACAGUGAACAGCCAUAUGCCUCCCUGAAGCCCACAUGUAAAGCCUGAAAGCAACAGCUCUCCUUUGUUCCGCAGCAAUUGGUAUUGCAUGGUAGACUGCCUCUGAACAAGGAGAUACCAUACAGUCCAGCCAAGAAGCUGCUGAGAAGCCAAGUCAGAAGUAAUGUGGUUUGUGACUUCUCCAAAGCUGGUUGCUUGCAGUACCACCCUCUGGCCACUAUCUACGGUUAGGUGGCCCAGGAAGUAAUAAAUUUGUAUAUGGGUUCUAAAACCCAAGAUUUUGACCCCCAAGAGUUUGGGUGGCAUCCUUACAAAUCUUCUGGUUCUAGCUUUCAAGUACAGGCAGAAGGAGUAAUGGGGAAGGUUUUAAGAAACAUGAUGAAAGGAUUCUCUCUGCUUGGAGUUGAUUCUUUUAAAGUCUAUCUCAGCCAGCUGCCUCCAGUAAAUUGAUUGCCUCCAUAAUUAAAAGUAUAAAUGUCCCCAACAAAAUACAUCCUAUUAUAAGAGUUUUCUUUCUCUCUCUUUUUUUAGGGAAAAAAAAUAAUUUAUUCACAUUCGAUAUGGUCUGUAAAUGCCACCAUUAGAUGCUUUCCUCCAGCCUUUGAUUAGCUAUGGAUUAAUAAAACUUUUAUACCUUCUUUGUCAGCCUCAUUUUGAACUCCUGUUUUUGCAUAUGGCUUCUAUUAAAUAAAUGAAUUAGUGUCUAGAAAUGUGUCAUGCAUAUUACCUAGCAGCAGGCAGCGUAAUACACUGGUCAGCUCCCUGGGAGCACGAUAAAUCUGAACAGGCUCACUAACCUGAACACGCGGACCCAUUAAGAGCUCCAUGAUUUACUGGAGCAGCAUUUGUGCUUAACAAUGGAAUUUUAGCUAAUUCAAAACAAUGUAAAUCAUCUCCAAUUACAGUAUUUGAAUAUUCACGGGAGCUACACAAGGACUAUGGAGCAUUGUGGGAGGGGGAGAGGGAGGGGGAGGGAGGAGAGGGGGAAAUAGUGGAAAGGUUGCCUGGAGUUUAGCAUUCAGGUAGGUAGAGGUAGCCCUGGCUUUAAAAGUUAGAAUACUGGCUUUCAAGCCACCAGGGAACACUUUCCACAUCAGUCUGUCUGCCAUGCAACCCUGUUAUAUUACAAAAGGUUCUGGAGCACAUCAUUCAGCUGGGGUGGGAAUCCCCUUGCAGCCGAAGGGACAGACAGCCCUUGGAGCAAUCAUCUGGAGAUUGCAUGGCAGUGCUGGCUGGGGUCAGAACUAAAAGCGUUCUUGCCCAGGUUGUUGUUGUUGUUAAAUAAUGAUAUGCUUUAUUAAUCCAUAGCUAAUCAAAGGCUGGCAGAAGUCUAAUGAUGGCAUUUUUGUGAAUUUUGUAAGAGUAUCUUACUAAUAGGAUGUAUUCAGUUUGGAAUAUUUAGUGAGCAAAGGGGAUAUAUAAUAAAGGUACAGUGGUACUUUGGUUUAUGAACUUAAUCCGUUCCGGAAGUCCUUUCUUAAAAUGAGGCGUGCUUUCCCUAAUGAGGCCUCCCGCUGCCGGUGCUCUUCCACUGUUCGGAUUCCGUUCUUAGACCGAGGUAAAGUUCGCAAACCGGAACACUACCGGUUUUGCAGAGUUCAUAAACCGAAUAGUUCAUAAACAGGGCUGUUCUUAAACCAAGGUACCAUUGUACAUAAAAUUAAACAUGGUUUGGAGAAAGCAGACAGAGAGGCGAUUUUCAUUUCUUCUCACAUAGCACUGGGAUCUGGUGGGGUCAUCACAUGAAGUCGAAGAAAUUCAGUUCAGACAAAAGGCAGUGCAUCUUCAGUGCUUCAUUGUUAGAAAUAUGGAAUUCACUACCAGAAAAGGUAGCGAUGGUCACCAGCUAGGAUGGCGUUAAAGCAGGAUUAGACAAAUUCACAGAGAAAAAGGCUGUCAAUGGCAACUAGCUGUGUAUUACCUCCACUGUCAGAGGCAGAACACCUCAGAAUGUUGGCUUCUGGGAUUCCCAAUUGGGAAGAGCCCUCAUGUCUCACUUGUGGGCUUCCCAUACACCAGGGUUGGGGAAUCUGUGGUGCUCCAGAUGUUGCUGGACCAAGAUCAAUGGCCAUGCUAGCUGGGGAUGCCACUACCAGAGUCAUCUGUUGGUCACAGUGAGGACAAGAUGGGCUGGGGUUUUGUGGGGCUCUUCAUAAGUUCUUCUGCUAACACCUCUCUCUCUCUCUCUCUCUCUCUCUCUCUCUCUCUCUCUCUCUCUCUGUGUGUGUGUGUCCUAGGCAGUAACACCAGGCCAGUAAAACAUUCCUGUGACAGCUUUCAAGCAAGCAUGUUUUUGCCUCAGUUCAGUCACAGCAUGAAGUGGAGGCAAACACCACCGCAGUUUAAUGCAUAUUUACAAGGAAACCCCCUCUCCUGUGCUGGGUAA
This is a messenger RNA of Podarcis lilfordi (Lilford's wall lizard), 5888 nucleotides long. The record is from the annotation of a GenBank genome assembly. NCBI's taxonomy places the organism in Eukaryota, Metazoa, Chordata, Lepidosauria, Squamata, Lacertidae.